UACAGAAAUGGCCCUUGUAAAUUAAGGAGACAGUUUUAUCUGAAUGGGAUGCACAAGUCUGGUGAUGUGAUUCUUGGCGGACUGUUUGAAGUCCACUACACCUCUGUCUUUCCUGAACUGACAUUCACCUCAGAGCCAAAUCAGCUCAGCUGCCAAGGCUUUGACCCUCCAGGGUUCAGGCAUGCCAUGACCAUGGCCUUUGCUAUCUAUGAAAUCAAUAAAAACACCAAUCUGCUACCGAAUGUGACUCUGGGAUACAGUCUUUAUGACAACUGUGCCACACUUGUAACUGGAUUCAGUGCUGCGUUGUCAUUGGCAAGUGGUCGAGAGGCGAAGUUUCUGCUUCAGGAGAACUGCUUGGGGACCCCUCCAGUCCUGGGGAUUGUGGGUGAUUCCUUCUCAACAUUUUCUAUCGCCACCUCUGACGUGAUAGGCUUAUUUAAACUGCCCAUUGUGAGUUAUUUUGCCACAUGCUCCUGCCUAAGUGAUCGCCAGAGGUUUCCAUCCUUCUUUAGAACAAUCCCAAGUGAUGCUUUCCAGGUGCAUGCCAUGAUUCAGAUUCUGAAACGCUUUCGCUGGACCUGGGCAGGUCUGUUGGUCAGUGAUGAUGACUAUGGACUUCAUGUUGCCCGAUCCUUUCAAUCAGACUUGGCUGAGUCAGGUGGAGGUUGUCUGGCCUACUCUGAGAUUUUGCCUUGGGGAGAAAAUCCAACUGAGCUAAAGAGGAUUGUGGAGGUGAUGAAGAAAUCCUCAGCUCGUGUGGUCAUCGUGUUUGCACAUCAGAUCCACAUGAUUCAACUAAUGGAAGAGGUGGUAAAGCAGAAUGUGACAGGCCUGCAGUGGAUAGCAAGUGAAGCCUGGACAGCAGCUGCUGUGCUCCAGACCCCCGACCUCAUGCCAUACCUGGGUGGCACACUGGGAAUUGCUAUUCGUCGAGGAGAAAUACCAGGAAUGAGGGAUUUUCUGUUGAGAACACGUCCUGAUGUACAGGACAGCAAUAAUGAUGGAAAUAGUAUGGUGCGGCAGUUUUGGGAACACACAUUUGAGUGUAGAUUUGCUCCACCUCCAGCAGGUUGGGUGGAAGCUGGGGGAGCAGUGUGCACUGGAGAUGAAGACCUGGAGAAGGUGGAGACUGAUUUUUUGGAUGUUUCAAACCUCAGGCCAGAGUACAAUAUCUACAAGGCUGUGUAUGCUCUGGCGUAUGCCCUCGAUAACAUGCUGCGCUGUGUGCCAGGCAGAGGGCCUUUCAGCGGGCACAGCUGUGCUACACUGCAAAGACUGGAGCCAUGGCAGCUUGUACAUUAUUUGCAAAAUGUCAACUUCACCACACCAUUUGGUGAUCAAGUGUCAUUUGAUGAGAAUGGUGAUGCCUUACCAAUAUAUGAUAUCAUGAACUGGCUGUGGCUCCCUGAGGGAAGAACUGAAGUUCAGAAUGUGGGUGAGGUGAAGAGGUCGGCCUUCAAAGGUGAAGAACUCACAAUUCAUGAAGACAAAAUCUUUUGGAACUUUGAGUCCAAACAGCCACCCCAGUCAGUGUGCAGUAAGAGCUGUCCUCCAGGUACCCGCAUGGCCAGAAAAAAGGACCAGCCUGUGUGCUGUUUCGACUGUGUCCUUUGUUCUGAGGGGAAGAUCAGCAAUGAAACAGAUUCCAUGGAGUGCACCAGUUGUCCAGAGGACUUCUGGUCCAGCCCCCAGCGUGACCACUGUGUACCUAAGAAAACAGAGUUCCUCUCCUACCAUGAGCCUCUGGGUAUCUGCUUGACUGCUGCAUCACUAGUGGGUACAUGUAUCAGUGCUGUUGUCCUGGGGAUCUUCACCUAUCAUCGCAGCACACCCAUGGUACGAGCCAACAAUUCAGAACUGAGUUUCCUGCUCUUGGUGUCACUCCAACUAUGUUUCCUGUGUUCACUGCUGUUUAUCGGCCGUCCCAGACUGUGGACAUGCCAGCUGAGACAUGCAGCAUUUGGGAUCAGCUUUGUGCUUUGUGUCUCAUGCAUCCUGGUGAAAACCAUGGUGGUUCUGGCUGUGUUCAAGGCCUCCAAGCCAGGAGGUGGAGCCAGUCUGAAGUGGUUUGGUGCUGUGCAGCAGAGAGGGACAGUAAUGGCUCUUACAUCAAUCCAAGCAGCAAUCUGCACUGCUUGGCUUGUGUCUUCUUCACCAGCUCCUCAUAAAAACACUCAGUACUACAAUGAUAAGAUAGUUUAUGAGUGUGUAGUUGGGUCAACAGUUGGUUUUGCAGUGUUACUGGGCUAUAUUGGCUUAUUGGCUAUCCUCAGCUUCCUGUUGGCAUUUCUGGCAAGAAAUCUUCCAGACAACUUCAACGAGGCCAAGCUCAUUACUUUUAGUAUGCUGAUCUUCUGUGCUGUGUGGGUGGCCUUUGUCCCUGCUUAUGUCAACUCACCUGGCAAAUAUGCAGAUGCCGUGGAGGUGUUUGCCAUCCUGGCCUCCAGUUUUGGCCUCUUGGUGGCACUGUUUGGACCCAAAUGUUACAUAAUCCUGCUAAAACCAGAGAGGAACACAAAGAAAGCGAUCAUGGGUCGAGGCAGCAGCAAAUCAUAA
Chelmon rostratus (copperband butterflyfish) is the source of this 2559-nucleotide messenger RNA. Its product is annotated as extracellular calcium-sensing receptor-like. NCBI's taxonomy places the organism in Eukaryota, Metazoa, Chordata, Actinopteri, Chaetodontiformes, Chaetodontidae. Gene Ontology annotation, molecular function: G protein-coupled receptor activity. Bases 49 to 2559 code for a protein of 836 amino acids. Gene Ontology annotation, cellular component: membrane. The record is from RefSeq and is a predicted model, not a curated record. Gene Ontology annotation, biological process: G protein-coupled receptor signaling pathway. The transcript is spliced from 10 exons.